AUGGGUUGUAAGUUCUCAAAGUAUUCAACAUGCUGUUGGGGUAGCGAGCAAGGUGGUGUUGGUGGUGGUGGUGUUCAGGUUCCGGAGGCGAAUGUUGAUGAAAAUGAAAACAAUAAUAUUGAGGGCAAUGGCUCGCCGUCGUUUCGUGAAUAUACGAUUGAUCAACUUAGGAAGGCCACCUCUGGGUUUGCAGUAGAAAAUAUUGUUUCUGAGCACGGAGAAAAGGCUCCAAAUGUUGUUUAUAAAGGGAAACUUGAAAAUCAAAUGCGAAUUGCGAUCAAACGGUUCAACAAAUCAGCAUGGCCAGAUGCCCAUCAAUUUUUGGAAGAGGCCAAAGCUGUUGGUCAGCUAAGGAGCCAAAAAUUGGCAAAUCUGCUUGGAUGUUGCUCUGAAGGUGAUGAGAGGUUGCUUGUAUCAGAAUAUAUGUCCAAUGAUACUUUGGCAAAGCACUUGUUCCAUUGGGAAACUCAGCCCAUGAAAUGGGCAAUGCGACUUAGAGUUGCUUUAUACCUUGCCCAAGCUCUAGAGUAUUGUACCAACAAAGGACGGGCUCUGUAUCAUGAUCUAAAUGCUUACCGAGUUCUUUUCGAUGAUGACUUCAAUCCUAAACUUUCCUGCUUCGGUUUGAUGAAAAACAGUCGAGAUGGGAAAAGUUAUAGUACAAAUUUGGCAUUUACACCACCUGAGUAUCUCAGGACAGGUAGAGUGACCCCAGAGAGUGUAACUUAUAGUUUUGGGACCCUUUUGCUUGACCUUCUCAGUGGAAAACAUAUUCCUCCAAGUCAUGCCCUUGAUCUGAUCAGGGACAGGAACCUUCAGAGUCUAACAGACUCAUGUUUAGAAGGACAAUUUUCCGACGACGAGGGGACUGAAUUAGUUCGUCUAGCCUCACGAUGUUUACAAUCUGAACCUCGAGAGCGUCCUAAUCCGAAGUCAUUGGUCACUGCUCUAAUACCUUUACAGAAGGAUUCUGAGGUUCCUUCUCAUGUGCUGAUGGGUAUACCUGAUGCCGAUGGUAGUGCAGCUUUUCCCCUUACUCCACUCGGGGAAGCUUGUCUACGCAGAGAUCUGACAUCCCUACAUGAGGUGCUGGAGAAAAUUGGGUAUAAAGAUGAUGAGGGCGCAGCUACUGAGCUUUCGUUCCAAAUGUGGACCAACCAGAUGCAGCAAACAUUGGAUUCAAAGAAGAAAGGAGAUGCUGCUUUUCGGCAGAAGGACUUCAAAAAUGCAAUCGAUGGCUACACACAGUUUAUUGAGGUUGGAACCAUGACUUCUCCAACAAUUUACGCGCGUCGUAGUCUGUCAUAUCUCUUCAGCAAUAUGCCAAAUGAAGCACUUGGCGAUGCAAUGCAGGCACAAAUGAUAUCUCCUAUUUGGCACCUUGCAUUUUAUCUACAAGCUGUUGCUCUUUUGGCACUGGGAAGGGAGAGUGAUGCCCAAGUGGCACUUAAAGAAGGUUCUUCACUUGAAACUAAUAAGAGCACAAAUUAA
This is a messenger RNA of Lathyrus sativus (Indian pea), 1491 nucleotides long. The record is from the annotation of a GenBank genome assembly. NCBI's taxonomy places the organism in Eukaryota, Viridiplantae, Streptophyta, Magnoliopsida, Fabales, Fabaceae.